CGGACUCACACAGGGGAAAAACUAUAUUUAUGUACGGAGUGUGGAAAGAGCUUUAAUGAUAGUGGAAGCCUUAGACAACAUCGAUGGACUCACACAGGGGAGAAACCGUUUCAGUGUAUGGAGUGUGAAAAGAGUUUUAGUAAUAGUGGAAGGCUUAGAAGACAUCAACAGACUCACAAAGGGGUGAAACCAUAUAAAUGUAUAGAAUGUGGAAAAAGCUUCAGUCAGAAUGCAGACCUUAAAAAACAUCAACGGAUUCACACAGGGGAGAAACCAUAUAAAUGUAUGGAGUGUGGAAAGAGCUUCGGUCAGAGUGGAGAGCUUAGAUCACAUCAACGGACUCACACAGGGGAGAAACCAUAUAAAUGUAUGGAGUGUGGAAAGAGCUUCGGUAAGAGUGCACACCUUAGAAAUCAUCAUCGGAUUCACACAGGGGAGAAACCAUAUGAAUGUAUGGAGUGUGGAAAGAGCUUCGGUCAGAGUGGAGAGUUGAGAAGACAUCAACUGACUCACACAGGGGAGAAACCAUAUAAAUGUAUGGAGUGUGAAAAGAGCUUUAAAGAAAGUGGAAACCUUAGAAGACAUCAACGGACUCACACAGGGGAGAAACCAUUUAAAUGCAUGGAGUGUGGAAAGAGCUUCAGUCAGAAUGCAGACCUUAGAAAUCAUCAGCGGACUCACACAGGGGAGAAACCAUUUAAAUGCAUGGAGUGUGGAAAGAGCUUCAGUCAGAGUGGAGAGCUGAGAAGACAUCAACGGACUCACACAGGGGAGAAACCAUAUAAAUGUAUGCAGUGUGGAAAGAGCUUCGGUCGGAGUGGAGAGCUUAGAUCACAUCAACGGACUCACACAGGGGAGAAACCAUAUAAAUGUAUGGAGUGUGGAAAGAGCUUUAAAGAAAGUGGAAACCUUAGAAGACAUCAACGGACUCACACAGGGGAAAAACCAUUUAAAUGCAUGGAGUGUGGAAAGAGCUUCAGUCAGCGUGCACACCUUAGUAAUCAUCAACAGACUCACACAGAGGAGAAACCAUAUAAAUGUAUAGAGUGU
This is a messenger RNA of Podarcis muralis (Common wall lizard), 1050 nucleotides long. The record is from RefSeq and is a predicted model, not a curated record. NCBI's taxonomy places the organism in Eukaryota, Metazoa, Chordata, Lepidosauria, Squamata, Lacertidae.